AUGGAAGAUUUGAUAAGCCAAUUGCCCAAUGAGUUGCUGCAAGAGAUACUCUUGAAUCUUCCCACGAGUGAGUCUGUUAGGACAAGUGUCUUACCGACAAGAUGGAGAAAUCUCUGGCAAAGUGUUCCUGGUUUGUACCUAAUUUCUCGACAGAUUCUUAAAUUUGUAAACUUGCGGUUAGAAUAUGUAAUUCUGGAUGAUUUUGAUAGUUGUGAGUCUUUCUAUCUACCUCACCUUGAGGUUAUGCAUUUAGGGUUUCGCAGUACACCGAGUGAUGUGGUUCUAGAGAUGCUUAUCUCGUGCUCUCCUGUUCUUCAAGUCUUGAGCAUUUGUGAUGUUGGAGUUGACUUUUUGAAAGUGCGAUCUCAGACGUUAAGGAGCUUGAGUCUAUGGACAUUUAUCUUUAAGGGAGAAAAUGAUGAUGUCUCCUUGGGUGAUGAUGGAGAAUCUGGACUUGUGAUUGACACUCCUAGCUUAGAGUUUCUGCGUAUCAGAGAUUUUCCAUUGGAAGACUUCAGAGUGGAAAGUGUUAUUUCUUCUAUCAAGAUGUGUAUCGAUGUACGGUUUUAUGGGGAGAUGACUUUUCAAACACGCAAACUUUGCACAAGUUUUUUGCUGAGUUCUCGGAGGUCACAGAUCUUAGCAUCUCUGGCCAUACUCUAGAUGCAUGUAUUUGUUCUUACCAAGUGUUGGUUCUUGACAGGGAACCUAUGCUUACACAAAACUGCAACAACUGCCUGAAUUCAAGAACUUGACCCGUUUGUACGCUUUUCUCCAUACCGACUAUUCAGAGAUGUUGCCUAUAUAUCUCUCCAGCAGUCCCAACCUAAAAUCUAUUGACUUGGAGCUUCAUGGUUAUCCAAAGAUGGAGGAAAUUGCAAGCUCACCAGUGCCAAAAUGUCUCCAAACAUCCAUUGAGAAUGUCAAAAUAAAAAUGACGCCCAAGGCUGACCAAGAGAAAAGCCGAAAAGCUGAAACCGAGGUUGCUAACUACAUCUUAGAGAAUGCAACACUUCUGAAGCUCACUCUAUGGUUAGAUGAUGAAGAAGAAGACGAGUCUAGCAGCGUCCUUGAGAAAAUUCUCACCUUUCAAAAUUACUCUUUUGUAGAGGUGAAGAUAGGUCGAGAAGCAUCGAAAUUUCGCCUAGGUUAUACAUUUGAUGAAGCUAAGCACUUUAGUCGUCGUUUUCUUUAAAUCUCUUAUGAUCAAUCUAAUUAGCCCUUUUGGUC
Arabidopsis thaliana (thale cress) is the source of this 1230-nucleotide messenger RNA. Its product is annotated as F-box family protein. The record is from RefSeq and is marked reviewed. Lineage: Eukaryota; Viridiplantae; Streptophyta; Magnoliopsida; Brassicales; Brassicaceae. The coding region runs from base 1 to 663 and encodes 220 amino acids. The transcript has 2 exons.